Molecule: messenger RNA, 4000 nt
Organism: Nematostella vectensis (starlet sea anemone)
Lineage: Eukaryota; Metazoa; Cnidaria; Anthozoa; Actiniaria; Edwardsiidae
Product: glutamate receptor ionotropic, NMDA 1
Exons: 15
Coding region: 302-3022 (906 amino acids)
Biological process (GO): monoatomic ion transport
Cellular component (GO): plasma membrane
Molecular function (GO): glutamate-gated receptor activity
Source: RefSeq, a predicted model, not a curated record
AGUAGCGUGCUGGUCGUAAGAGACCACUAGUAAUAAAAACAGAGUGCUGAUGGCGGCGAAUCGGAUCGUACCUUCCUUUCAACCACUGACAUGUAAAAACUGUGCCAUCCCCAGCAUUACUUCAAAAGACAGAGACUUUUGAAUAACGAACAAUCGGAUAUCGACAAGCUUCGAACGUUCAAUCAUACGGAACGAUUUGUGAAAUCGAUCCUUUGUGUAUUGGUUUUUCCCGCGUUAUUCAAUUUUCCGGCGGUUUUAGAGUCGGUUUCAAGUGUUGGAGUAGCUAGCAUUUUGUGGGAAAAUGGCGAUUCCUGCCCGCCUCUUUUUGUUGUUGGCGUUUUCGACUUAUAGCGUUGACUCUGCGAAAACAUUCAAUAUUGGCGCUAUGCUAUCGUCUACAGAUGCCAUAGGGGCUUUUCAAGAAGCUAUCGAGGCGGUGAAUGUCAACAACGAGACAUUUCCAGGAGUAAAGCUCAACGCCAGCUCGUUUAUUCUGAGCCAGAAUCCGAUUCGGUCUGCGUUGGAUGUGUGCGAGCAGCUUGUGGCGAAACAAGUGCAUAUUGUAAUAGUUAGUCACCCAAAUGGUACAACCGACCCACCGAUCUCCGUUUCGUACGCAUGCGGUUUUUAUCGAAUUCCUGUCAUUGGGAUUUCAGCCAGAGAAUCUAUAUUUUCCGACAAGACUAUCCACGAGUCGUUCCUGCGUACCAUCCCCCCGUAUUCUGACCAGGCAGACGUUUGGCUGCGUCUUCUCAAGUACUUUGAGUGGAAUAAAGUGAUUCUUCUGACCAGCAAUGAUCAGGACAGUCGCGCCAUAAUAACAAGGUUCUCCACGCUGGCCGAGAAGAGUGACAUCAAGAUUGAGAAGACGGUUAUGUUCCCCAGUGGAUCAGAAAAUGUCACUUCUUAUCUGCAACAGCUACAGAAGACACAGUCUCGAGUUAUUCUGUUCAGUGCGAGUCCGCAGGAUGCCAGUGUUGUGUAUUACAACGCCACGUCACUCAAGAUGACAGGAGAGGGCUAUAUUUGGAUUGUGACACAGCAAGCACUGUCAGGGGUGGCCAGGGAGAAUUUGCCGCAAGGGGUAAUCGGCAUCGAGCUUCUACACGGCAACAGCGAGAUUUCCCAGCUGAAAGACGCUACAAUCAUCUCGGCCACUGCCUUGCAAAACCUAGCUAAUGCGGGCAAAACCCUGACCACUCCGACCGCAAGCUGCAGAGAGACACAACAAUGGUCGAGCGGCCAGGAACUCUUCAACGCUCUCGUGAACGUGUCACUUCCACGUGGCACGACUGGACCUAUCGCCUUCAACAGCGACGGAGACCGGAAAAGCGCAGUCUACAGGCUAAUAAAUCGGAGACAAAGCUCUAGCGACGCGCUCGAUGUGGUUGGCUUAUAUGAGAAUGGACAUGUUUCAAUUAACGAGAGCAUUAUAUGGCCUGGAAACCUCAACACCACCCCCACGGGGGUUUUCCUGUCCAACCAUCUGCGGGUGGUGACGCUGGUCGGAGAGCCGUUUGUGUACGUGAAGCCGAUCCCCACAAGCGGUCGGUGCAGCGAUCUUGACACGAAUACGGCAAAGCAUGUGCUCUGCACGGGGACUGUCUCCGAUACUGACUCGGGUAGCGUGGAGGCCUCACCUGACCGACACUGUUGCUAUGGGUUCUGCAUGGACCUUCUGAUCAGGCUCGGAGAAAAGGUCAACUUCACAUACAGCGUCAGCCUGUCUGAGGACGGCAGCUACGGGUCACUCAGAAGGGUCAACGGGUCCGACACUAAGCAGUGGAAUGGCAUGGUCGGCGAGGUGAUCCAGGGAAAAGCCGACCUCAUCGUCGCCGCUCUGACCAUCAACAACGAGCGCGCAGAAUGGAUCGAAUUUUCCAAACCUUUCAAGUACCAGGGUCUCACUAUUUUAGUCAAAAAGAACGAACAGAGCAACAGCCUGGACUCCUUCCUGCGUCCGUUCCAGAUCCACCUGUGGCUCCUCGUGCUCCUCUCCGUGCAUAUCGUCGCCGUCAUCCUGUACCUGCUAGACCGGUUUAGCCCGUUUGGUCGGUUCAAGCUUGCGAGAAAAGAAAAAGAGGAGACUGCACUCAACUUGUCUAGCGCGAUGUGGUUUAGUUGGGGCGUUUUGUUGAAUAGUGGAAUCGGAGAAGGCACCCCGCGGAGCUUCAGUGCGCGCGUGCUUGGGAUGGUCUGGGCCGGCUUUGCUAUGAUAAUCGUUGCAAGCUACACCGCGAACCUCGCCGCCUUCCUCGUCCUCGAUCGACCUAAAGCUGUGGUCAGCGGUAUCGACGAUCCAAAUUUGCGGAACCCAUCCAAGCAGUUCAUCUACGCGACGGUGGCCAACAGUAGCGUGGAUGCGUACUUCAGGCGGCAAGUAGAGCUCUCUUCCAUGUAUACAUUCAUGGAGGGGUACAAUGUCAAGACGGCAAAGGAAGGCAUCGAGAAGGUCAAAAACGGCGAAUUGAAGGCGUUUAUCUGGGACUCCCCGGUACUUUACUAUGAAGCAUCUAAGGACUGCACACUGACUACUGCUGGAGAGCUUUUUGGCCGUUCUGGGUACGGCAUCGGCAUGCCAAAGGGUUCACCAUGGAGUAACGCAAUCUCUCUCGCAAUCCUCAACUUCCACGAGAGCGGAGUGAUGGAAGAGCUCGAAACGACUUGGAUAGACGCGUCUAAAUGCAACACGGAGAACACUUCACCGGCCACACUAGGGCUACAACACAUGUUGGGUGUAUUCAUUAUGGUUGCGGCAGGUAUCGGAGCCGGUAUCGUGAUUAUCAUCCUUGAGAUUCUUUAUCAUAAACACCGCGGCUGGAAAGAGGAGCAGAAGGAACUCGCUAAGAAAACAACCGACAAAUGGCGCGCGAAUAUCCUCAUGAUGAAGAAAGACCGCUCCAACCACCAGCCGAACGGCAUGAUGGGAGAUGGUCGUAACGGCGAUGGUAACGGCAUAGCGCGACGUAACCCCAUAUACAACCCAGAAAACAACCUGGAGAGCGCGUUUACUUACAGUUAAAGGGUCACUUAACUGUGACCCCCACACAAGGUGAAGGAUGGCAUAAAGACAUAUAGUGGAAAUGAUAAGAGGAUGCCUCUAACAAUUAUAGCCACGUUUUAAAAUAGUGUACAUUACAGCUAGUGGUCACUUUUACCAGGUUAAUAAUGCCUUUCAGUUUAUAUAGAGAGAGGGUUUGAUAAAGAUGCCUCUAAUAAUUAUAGCCACGUUACAGCUUGAGGUCACUUUAGCAAGGUAAUAAUGCCUUUUUUAUAGGCAUAAACUUAAGAGUUUAUAUAGAGAGAAGGUUUGGAGGGGAAUCCUCUGACCAUUAUAGCCACGUUUUAGAGGGUGUAUAUUGCAGCUAGUAGUCACUUAAGCCCUGUUAAUAAUGCCUUAACUAUUAUAGCCUUGUUCUAGAGGGCGUCAUUAUGGCUUGAGGUCACUAUAGCCAGGUUAAUAAUAGAAUUAUAUAAAAGAGAGGAUUUGGAAGGGAUCCCUCUAACAAUAAUAGCCACGUUCUAGAGGGUGUACAUAUUACAGAUAGUGGUCACUUUUACCAGGUUAAUAAUGUCUUACCAGGUUAAUAAUGCCUUUAAGUUUAUAUACUGUGUGCACAGCGGUCAUGUUAUAGAGAUUAUGGUUCAAAAGCAUCUAAUCAUUAUGGGCACGUUCUAGAGAAUGUAGAUGAUUGAAAGGGGUCACUUUAGCCAGGUCUAGAUUCCAUCUGCCCUUAUAUAUUGUCUUUAUAAUGUUCAUGUCAUAGAGGGUAUGGUUUGCAUGUUGAGGAAGCCUUACGCAUAUUGUCUGUGUUAUAGAGGGGAUGUAUAAUAUAAAUAGUGGAUUAGUAUCUUACAUUUACCGCAUCGGGUUCGUGUUACAGAGGGUGUUUUAUUGAUCUGCUGAUUCAGCUAUACUUGGCCGGUCAUGAGAGUAUAGUCGUUAUGUGCUAUAGGGAAUUUAGAUUUACCUGCCAUAGAAAUAAAUCAGAAAAUCUAA